Messenger RNA from Capsella rubella, 3351 nucleotides. Its product is annotated as chromosome transmission fidelity protein 18 homolog. The transcript has 23 exons. NCBI's taxonomy places the organism in Eukaryota, Viridiplantae, Streptophyta, Magnoliopsida, Brassicales, Brassicaceae. Bases 61 to 2901 code for a protein of 946 amino acids. The record is from RefSeq and is a predicted model, not a curated record. Gene Ontology annotation, molecular function: ATP hydrolysis activity; ATP binding.
UUCACUAAUGUCGAAGGAGUACCAAUCCCAACAAAAUUAAAAUUCCGAUCAUAUCUGAGGAUGGAAUUCGAUAUCCCAUUGCCGGAGGAACUUGAGCUUCUCGAAGCCAACUCUCAUUUCUAUGAAGAAGAAGAAGACGAUGACUACCUAAACUUCGAGGAGCCGCCGUAUCCUUACCCAAUCGAGGGCGAUGAAGAAAAAGAAGAAGAACCCGUCGCGCAGAAGGAGCCUCAUGUCCGUCAACCGGACUCUAUUGAUAUCAACGGUUGUAAACGUCCCAGGAGUCUAAUCUCUGAUCCGAUUGUCAAUCUCGACGAAGUCUCUCCAGCUUCUGACAAGAGAAGCAAAGUUGAUAAUAACCGGGUUGAAAUUGAAGAUGAGGAUUGGUUACGGUUCUCGCCGGUUAAGGAAGCCGUUCACGUUAUGGAGGAGGAGGAAGAAGAAGAGGUCAUUCCCAAGGAGGUUAUUUUGUCCAGAUACGCUUCUGAGAUAGACGGGGAGUGCUUUCCGAUCACGGCACCUGACGGAGGAGAGAGGGUUUAUGCGAAAUUCUGCCGGGCAUUGGGAGACGAAGAAGUGAAGAAAUUGGAUGUGAAAGCCAAGUCUAAUGGUCUUAUUAAAGAUCCAAUCAGUGUUCUUUUGCAGCUAUCAGAGAAAGAGGCGUUUAACAAGGCCUUGCAAACCAGUUCCGAAGAUCAGAACGAAACUACUUCUGCAGAAACAUCUGUAAUGCAUGAGAAACUCUGGGUGGAAAAAUAUUCUCCUUGCUCAUUUACUGAGCUUCUCAGUGAUGAGCAGACCAAUCGAGAGGUCCUGUUAUGGCUUAAGCAGUGGGAUGCUUCUGUUUUUGGAUCUGAAAUUAGGAGCACCACAGAGGAAGUGUUGUCAGCUUUGAAACGACAUUCUACACCAAGUCAUCAUAAAAAAUCGGAUUCAUCUUUUACAAGGAAAAAACAGUUCAAUAGAUGGAGUAAGGAAAGUUAUGGACAUUCGAAAAAUGCAGACGUGAGCAAUAGCAACACAACCGAUGAUAUUGACUUGUGGAACAAGAAGUCGAAACUUACUGGUCCUCCAGAGCAGAAGAUCCUUCUGCUUUGUGGUGCCCCAGGGCUUGGAAAAACUACGCUUGCUCACAUUGCAGCUAAGCAUUGUGGAUAUCGCGUUGUUGAGAUUAAUGCUAGUGACGAGCGAUCAGCAUCAGCCAUUGAAACGAGAAUUCUUGAUGUAGUUCAGAUGAACUCUGUUACAGCUGAUUCUAGACCGAAAUGUUUGGUGAUUGAUGAGAUAGAUGGAGCUCUCGGUGAUGGAAAAGGAGCAGUUGAUGUUAUUCUAAAGAUGGUGUUGGCAGAAAGAAAGCAUGCUACAGGCAAGGAAAAUAUAGAGAAUGGGAAGACUUCUUCAAAGAAGGAGCGCCGAACAGCACCACUAUCAAGACCUAUUAUUUGUAUAUGUAAUGAUUUAUAUGCACCAGCACUUAGGCCUCUGCGACAGAUAGCAAAGGUUCAUAUAUUUGUUCAACCAACAGUAAGCCGUGUGGUAAACAGGCUCAAGUAUAUUUGCAAUAUGGAAGGGAUGAAAGCAAGAUCAUUUGCUCUUACUGCUCUUGCGGAUUUCACUGAAUGUGACAUACGCUCUUGCUUGAACACUCUGCAAUUUCUCAACAAGAGGAAAGAAACCCUCAAUGUGAUUGACAUUGGAUCUCAAGUUGUUGGGCGGAAAGACAUGUCAAAGAGUCUGUUUGAUAUCUGGAAAGAGAUAUUCACCACGAGAAAGAUGAAACGAGAACGAUCUACUGACGCUUCUGGAAGUGAGGCCAAAAACUUUGACUUCUUACACACUCUCAUAUCCAGUCGGGGUGAUUAUGAUUUGAUAUUCGAUGGCAUACAUGAAAAUAUUUUACAGCUCCACUACCAUGAUCCGGUGAUGGACAAGACAAUUAGCUGUUUGGACAGUCUUGGAACUUCUGAUUUGCUGCAUCGAUACAUCCUACGUACCCAGCAUAUGCCUCUCUACGUUUACUUUCCUAGCCUUGUGAUACCUAUUCAUCGUCGUGUAGCCCAGAUUCAAAAACCAAUUAUUGAGUGGCCCAAGUCAUUCCACAGAUGUCGAACACUUUUAGUGGAAAAGCAGGAGUCUCUGCGGUCUUGGCACCACAAGAUACCUCCGUAUAUUGGGAGGCAUUUGUCAAUCAAGUCGUUCGUAGAAGACUCUGUUUCCCCGCUAUUGCAUAUUCUUUCUCCCCCUACUCUAAGACCGGUGGCAUCACAUUUGCUAUCCGAUAGGCAAAAGGAUCAACUGGCGGGUUUGGUCAUGCUUAUGUGCUCUUAUUCUUUGACUUAUAAGAAUGUGAAAUCCGAUCCUGUUCUGAGUAACCUCCGAGAGGCAGCUGCUUCAGAUGCUUCGCUUCUUGCUUUAGAUCCACAUCUUUUUGAUUUCAUUAGUUUCAAGGGUCACCAAUUUAAACAUCAUGUACUUGCCUUAGCGAUGAAACAAGUGUUGGUACAUGAAGUUGAGAAGCAAAAGAUAUUGCAAGCAAGUGGAGGAAGUUUUGGAAUCUUGAACAAGCCCGAAAUUAAGAAAAUAAAUCAAGACUUAGCGAGGAAAACCAAUGCUGCAUCAAAUGAAAGUCAAAGAAAUCCAGUUACCUCUAAACCUCCAUUGGUCUCAGUUGGGAUUGCCACAACUUCAAAGCCUAAUUCUAGUGAUGUGAAAAAGGCAUCUCGUACUGCCCUUAAUUUCUUUGACAGGUUUAGGAAGUCAAGGAAAGAUUAUGAAGAUCCAGAGGAUGUACAAAAGCGAGCAACUGCAAAAAGAGAUUCACGACCUCUUCUCUUCAAGUUUAACGAGGGUUUCACAAAUGCUGUGAAGAGACCCGUUAGAAUGCGGGAGUUUCUACUAUGAUUCUGCAAUGAAGGAAAAACUUUCUAAUGGCUAGUAGUUGCCAGGAUGCUACAUAAGCAUUGACUUUAUCUUUCAGUGCAUUUGAAUGUACUAGACGUAUCGGUCAAGGUCCUAAAUCGGCCUGAGAAAUACGAAGUUCAAAAAGAUGAGAAGAAGAGGAAAACUAAUAAUAACCAUAGGAGAGGAGGAGCUAGACCUCUACUAUUUCGGUUUUUUUAGCCAAUCAGAGCGCUCUAUUUCACACCCACUCUCACAAAGUGCGCGUUGCGCGCGUGUCCCUAAUUUCCGUGGGUUCUAACCCACCAAAUCGCUUGUUUUAAAGCAAACUCGCUUCUUUUUAAAAAGGCCUCGCGUGACUCAUUAAUUGUUUUAUUUUUCCAAUUUGUACAGUAUACAAUCGAACCAAACUCAAUUGUAAUUUCAAAACUUUUUAAACCGAACUGAAAUCAA